AAAGCUUUAGCAAAACAUUUGCAUGUAGAUUUUCCAUUGCCUUCUGUGUUUUUAUUAUGAACAAAAGCCAGUACAAUAACAAAGUUGGUUUCCAUUUGAAAUAGCUAAAUAUAUUCAUGUGACAUUCAUCACCUGCUCAUUUCUAAUUUUUUAUCAAUGAAAGACAAAACACCUCCAUAUCAUUGCCUUUUUCUUCUCGAAAUGUAUCUCCGCAUUCCCUUUGCCAGUAUAGAGACAACAACGACUAGACCCAACCUUUUUUCUUGAAGUGGCUUAGCAUUAAUCUUCUCCAUUUCAUGGAUGGAUUUAUAGUAGUUAAGAGACUUCUUCUUAUUCAAUCAGCUUGACCGGUUUCCUUUCCAUCUAGCACACCCUUCUUCAUGUUCACUGUUUAUGUCCAUUUCCCAUCUUCCAUGUAAAAACAGACUUAGCAGCACAUCUCCUUGUCGCUAAACAUGUUUGUGGCAACAGAAUGAAGUACCUUUUGUGAUCGAUCAUCAUAUUUAAAUUGUACAAAGUCUGCUUCAAGCUCAAGAUUAGAUUCAACAAUCUCUUCAUCAAGCUUAUGUGGCUCAAGAGUGAUAUCCCUUAUAUAUCGUCAUCAAUAUCAUCCAUUGAAGAUCUUUGCAACAUGAAAUUGUGUCUUAAUAGUGAAAGACUGAAGAAAGGGCCUUUAACCCUUAUGAAUGACAAGAUAAUCCUUGAUGUUGUAGAGCGAGGUACCUGGGCUCUACAUAUGCUCAAAUAUGUACCCUCUCUUCUAUUUCAAAACACCUCUCUUCUGUUUUAGAACACCACACUAAGUAUUACCAAGUGCAAUUUCAUAUCUUAUGUUUCAGAACACCUAUCUUAUGUUUUAGAACACCAAGUUAAGUAUUACAAAGUGCAUUUCCAAUGGUCUAAAUCUCCAUAGUAUGUGAAUAGCAUUAGUAUAAAUAAAGACAUAACACUGGCUAAUAAAAGCAGUAUUUGUAACAUUCAAUUGUACUAUGCAUGUAACUAUAGCUUUAAUUUAGUUGUGUGCAUUUCAAUGUAUAGUCAUUGCAUAUAAUAUUUUUUGUACAAUUCAUUGGUUACUAACAGUAUAUUUUCAUUUUAUCUUUUUGGACCCAUGCAUCCAUCACAUAGGAUAUAGACAUGGGGAAAAUAAUAAGAAGUCAUAAACAAGGCAUUGAUAUUGACCACCCUACGAAAAGAAAAAGAAGUGAGCAAGUCUUACAGAGCAGUAACUUUUUUGGAGAAGAGAGUAAAAUAAGACGCGGUGAAAGGAUUAGAAAGAGGAAGAUGUCUAAAAACUGUGAACCCUCCAACAAAAAGAUCUGCAUACAAAGAUUUUUGAACUCCCAUAAUGGAAUGGUUGAUUUCCCAUCCGAGUAUAUCCAGCAACUGAAAGAAUCAUACACUGACAGAUCAUACCUUGGUAAACUAGAAUACAAAUGUAGACACUGCGAUGCAAUUUUCUGGUUCAAUGAACGCAAUAAAUCCAUGACGAGACACAAUAAUCAGGAACCAAUAUAUUCGAACUGCUGCAAAAAUGGCAAAAUCAGAAUACCAAAAUAUAAAGAACCCCCAACUUUUCUUAAUGAAUUAAUACAACGAAAAAUGGACACAAGAUGUAAACAUUUUCUACAAAAAAUAAGACAAUAUAAUAGCAUGUUUGCAUUUACUUCCAUGGGGGGAAAUAUUGAUAAAAAAAUAAAUGAUGGUGAGGGACCAUAUGUGUUUCGUGUCAAUGGCCAAAUACAUCAUCGAAUAGGAUCAUUACUACCCUUACCAGACAAUUGCCCCAAAUUUGCAGAACUAUAUAUUUUUGAUACAAAGAAUGAAAUUGAAAAUAGAAUUAGGGCUCUAACAAAUGAAGAACCAGGUGAGCAAGACAUAGAUCCAGAAAUAGUGAGAGGGCUAAAAAAAUGCUCGACGAAUAUAAUCCAUUAGUAAAAAUAUUCCGCCAAGCUCGUGAUUUUCUCGAAGAACACAAAGGCAUAGAUGUAAGCAUUAGAAUAGUAGGCGCUGACGAAACUGAUAGAAUUCAAUAUGAGAUGCCACAUCAGGAAGAAUUAGCUAUGCUGAUUGUAGGUGAUUUAUCACUUGAGAACUACAAACGGGACAUCAUUGUUAGCACACACCAAAAUAGCCUUCAAAGGAUAUCUAUUUUCCAUCCAGCAUAUAUGCCUCUACAAUACCCGCUCCUAUUUCCAUAUGGCGAACGAGGCUUUCAACUAGGUAUUAAAUACCAUGGACAACACAUUAGUCAAAACAGAGAUGACUCCAAAAGAGAUAGAGUAACUUUGCAUGAAUUUUUGAAAUAUCAUGUGCACUAUAGACCUAAUCAGCCUAAUCCCUGGUUAUGUUAUGGCCGAUUAUCAAAACAAGUAGUAGUAGACGGUCGAGCAAUGGAGGAUGAAGACAGGCUUGAUUAUAUUGUUAGAAAUCAAUCAAAAUUACGAGCUGAAUAUGUACAAGGUAUUUUUGAUGCAGUAGAAAAAGGAAUAUAUGACGCCAGUCGAAUAGGAAAAAAGGUGUUAUUACCAUCUAGCCAUGUUGGAUCAAAACGGUAUAUGAUACAAAAUUACCAUGAUGGCAUUGCUAUUUGUUGUGCCUAUGGGCCACCAGAUCUUUUUAUUACAUGCACUUGUAACCCUAAAUGGCCUAAAAUAACAACAUGUUUAUUACCAGGUGAGCAUCCAAAUGAUAGACCUGAUAUUAUUGUCCGUGUUUUUCAUAUGAAACUACAACAACUUUUGGAUGACUUACAAUCAGGAAAGGUAUUUGGCCUUGUACUAGCACUACUAUAUUCUAUAGAAUUCCAAAAACGAGGUCUACCACAUGUGCACACAUUAAUUUGGUUAGACAAGAAAGGUUGUGAAAUAACUACAGAAACAAUAGAUUCGUGGAUAUCUGCUGAAAUACCAGAUCCCGAGUUAGAUCCUUUGGGAUAUGCUCUUGUUGCUGAACAUAUGAUGCAUGGACCGUGCGGAGAUAAAAAUUGGAAUUGUCCAUGCAUGAAAAAAGGCAAAUGCUCCAAAAUUUACCCCAAAGAUUUUGAAGAAAACACUACAUUCUCUGAAAAUGGCUUUACAAUAUAUCGAAGGAGGAACAAUGGGAUUUUCAUCAGAAGAGAACAACACAACUUAGACAACAAAUGGGUUGUGCCACAUAAUUUAAAACUAUUAAAAAGAUACCAAGCUCAUAUAAAUGUUGAAUAUGUAAACAAGAGUACAGUCUUGAAAUAUUUAUGCAAAUAUGUAAACAAAGGACCUGAUAGAGCAAAGGUUAUAUUCAAAAAAAUCCAAAAAGGAGAAGAAUCACAUGUAAACAAAGAAGCAGAAACUAUAGAUGAGAUACAAGAAUAUCUAGACUGCAGAUAUAUAUGCGAGCAAGAUGCUCUUUGGAGAUUAUUAGGAUACGAGAUACAUUACCAUUGGCCACCUAUAGAAAGACUGCCAGUUCAUCUACCAUUGAUGAAUAUAAUUAAGAUGAAAUCAAAUGAUAAAUUGAUAGACAUAGCUAAAGAUCUAAAGUAUAGAAAGACAAUGCUAACUGAAUGGUUUAAUGCAAAUAAGCAAUAUGAAGAUGCAAAAGAAUUAACAUACUAUGAGUUUCCCAAACAAUGGCGUUGGGAUGGAGAAAAAAGACAAUGGAAGAAAAGACAACAUGGUUUCAAAUUUGGAAGGCUCUAUUAUGUAAACCCUGCUGAAGGUGAAAGAUUCUAUUUAAGAAUGCUUCUAAUGAUUGUUAAAGGUGCUAAAAACUAUGAAGAUAUACGAACGUAUAAUGGUGUUUUAUACCAAACCUUUAAAGAGGCUUGCGCAGCUAGAGGAUUACUAGACGAUGACAAUGAGUGGUAUCGCACAUAUCAAGAAGCAACUAAUUGGGCAACAUCAUUUGAACUACGCAAUCUAUUUGUCAUAAUGCUAACAUAUUGCCAAAUAAAAGAUGAAAAAGAAUUUUUCAACACCACAUGGCACACAAUGGUCGAUGACAUUCACAAACAUCUUAUCCAAAAAUACCACCCUAUCAAAUAUACACCCUCUGAAUUAGAACUACAACAUUAUUUACUUGAAGAACUAGAAGAGCUAUUCUCUAAGAAUGGGCAGGAAAUAAAUAACUACAAUUUACCCAGGCGACAACACACAAAACAUAUUGAUAACAUAAACAGACUAAUCCAAGAAGAAAUGAGUUAUGAUAUAAAUUACUUAGAAGAAGAAGCAAACAAAUUAUAUAUACAACUAAACAAAGAUCAAAAGAAUGCUUUUCAUACCAUAGUUAGUUCUGUGCUUAGCAACAAUCCAAACUUCUAUUUUGUCUCAGGACAUGGAGGAACUGGGAAAACAUUUCUAUGGAAUGCCAUUGUAUCAUACCUUAGAGCUAUAAGAAAGAUUGUCCUUACAGUUGCAUCAUCAGGAGUUGCUUCUUUGCUACUUCCAAAUGGACGUACAGCUCACUCAAGAUUUCGUAUACCUAUAGAUUUGGAUCAAUUGUCAAUGUGUGAUAUAAAAAGAGGAACAAAUCUUGCAAAACUUCUUAUUGACACAGAUCUUAUUAUAUGGGAUGAAGCUCUAAUGACAAAUAAACAAUGCUUUGAAGCAUUUGAUAGAUCCCUUAGAGAUAUAGUAGGAGAAACAUAUGAAAAAGCUCUUGACAUUCCUUUUGGUGGUAAAGUGGUUGUGCUAGGUGGCGAUCCAAAACAAAUAUUACCUGUUAUAGAAAAUGGAACAAAAGAACAAAUAAUAAAUGCUUGUAUCAUUGCUUCAUACCUUUGGAACCAUGUCAACAUUAUAUUCCUUUCUGAAAACAUGCGACUACGACAAAGUAAUAUAUCAAAUGAAGAGUAUGAAGACUUGUUAUCAUUCAAUAAUUGGAUCCUUGCCAUUGGAAAUGGGGUAUAUAACAACAACGAUAAUUUUUCCUCGGACUCAACACUCAUUGAAAUACCAAAAGAAUUUUUAAUUGAAACAACAGAGGAUAAAAUUCAAGCAUUAGUUCAAUUUACUUAUCCUGACCUACAAACAAAAUAUAAUGAUCCAGAUUAUAUCAAAAAAAGAGCUAUAUUAGCAACAACUAAUGAUGUUGUAGAUGAAAUAAAUGAUUAUAUUAUCUCUCUUUUGCCAACAGUAGAGAGAGAAUACUAUAGUGCAGAUAGCAUAUCUAAAUGCACAGAUGCUCCAAAUGAUGCCAAUAUUUUAUACCCUAUUGAGUAUCUAAACACUUUAAACGCAAACAAUUUCCCUUCUCAUAGACUAAAACUUAAAAUUGGCACUCCUGUAAUGCUUCUACGAAAUUUAAAUCAAAGUUUAGGACUAUGCAAUGGAACCAGAAUUAUUAUAACUCAACUAGGAGACACAAUUAUAGAAGGAACAAUAAUAACAGGUACACACGUUGGCGAAAAAAUACAUAUACCCCGCAUUAAUCUGACAACUAAGGGCAAUAAAUGGCCUUUUACAUUAUGUCAACGCCAAUUUCCAAUCAAGGUUUGCUACUCUAUGACUAUAAAUAAAAGUCAAGGACAAACACUAUCAAAUGUAGGGUUAUAUUUAAAGAAAAAGGUGUUUACACACGGUCAACUAUAUUUAGCUGUGUCACGAGUUACAGAAAAGAAAGGGCUCAAAAUAUUGAUAGAAAAUGACGACGGUUCAUGUGGAACAAUAACAGAAAAUAUUGUGUAUAAAGAAGUACUACAAUCUAUUGAGAGCCAUGGCAACAUAAAUUGAUACUAUUUUUAACAAAUUGUAUUUGCAGAUGGACAUUACACCACUAUCACAAGUUCGACCAGGGGUCUACCACUAUAUCAUUUGUGUUCGGAUAUCAAGAGUUUGGGAAUUUCAUGGCAAAAAUGAUGAUGAUCCAAUCAAACAUUUGGAUCUUGUGAUUAUUGAUCAACAGGUAUAUGUAUUCUUCUUGGUCCUUGUCAAAUUAUUACUAUAAUUUGUAAUUACUAUCUGUAGGCUUCUUUCCAUCCUCCUACAAGAGGAUAUGUAUCGAAAUUCUGUCAAGCAUAGCAGGUAGUGCAGUCCUAUAUAGCAUCUAGGAUCAGCUACUUUAGUAUAGUUAUCAGGGGCUGCUACCUACGGUAUUCAGGAUCUAAUAGCCAGGAUGCCACACCUUCCCUAGUGUUGCACCCUUCUGGCUAUACAUUGUACUCCCUUCUUCAUCUAAUGAAGCAUUCUAUUCAGCCCCAUUUAACUUGUCUAACAGCCCUAAUAUAUGCAUAAAAAUGUCUUAUCGUUUAGCACAACUUAAAUCUAUAACAAUUUAACUUUAUAGGGGACUGCGAUGUACGCUGAAGUUCCUCAAGAAGCUAUAUAUACACUUCAACCACGACUACAGGAAAGCAAGAUUUUAAUCAUGAGAAAAAUUUAUGUUGACAACGCAAAGCUAUCCUUCAAACCUGUGCAUGGAAAGUAUAUGAUCAGGCUACAUCCAAAGACUUUGCUUGAGGAAGUAAAUGAGGAUCCACAAGAUUUUCCAAAAUAUACAUUCCAUCUAACACCGUUCCCAGAACUACCCCAACUUGAAGGAAACAAUGAGUAUUUCAUCGGUACUGUUAGUUUCAAUCCGUUUUCCUAUUUUCAAAAAGACAAUAAACACUUUGUCAAAUUAACAUUGUUGUAACAACAACAUGCAGAUGUCAUUGGAUGCAUUACAGCUCUUUCUGAUGCAACACCAUUUCAGACUAGCAGUGGAAUAGUUCGCAUGAAAAGGCUGAUCCACCUUGUGGAUCUAAGGUAAAUGCCCAUUGCUCCAUUGAAACAUAUGUAUAAAAUGGUAUGUUACUGUUGUAACAAAAUUCUAAUUUAAUGAAGGGGAAAUAAAAUUGAGGUAUCACUAUGGGGACGAAGAGCAGAGGAAUUCCCAGGACAACAAGUCUUUAAAGCCAGUGAAAUGAAUCAUGUAAUUGUUAUCUUUGUUGGAACAUCAGUCAAAUCCUAUCGUGGAUCACCACCUUUUCUUAGUGGCACAGCUGCAUGCCGCUGGUAUAUAAAUCUUCCAGAGAUCCAUGAAAUCAAUACUUUCUAUGCAAGGUAAAUUAUAUUCCUUUCUAUAACCUCCCUUUCAUUUUUUUAAAAUAUAAUGUUUUGUGAUUUCCAUUUAUUGUAAAUUAGAUUGACGGCAAUAUAAAUAUUUGGAUAGUACAUGUACAUUUUUUGGCCUCCUUUAUUGCAUUUCCUUACAAAGUAUUUAAAAUACAACCCUACAAUGAGUUAGUUUGAGAUUUAUUUAUAGAAUAAAUAUAGCAGCAGCAACAAAAGUGUUUGAUAUAAUGCCAUGGGGAAGUUGAGUUGUACAUACUAAGGUUUAACACGAAGAUGAAAUCUAAUUAUACAACAUUCAAUCACUGUUAAGCUUGAAUAUAGUACAAUGUAAAUUUGCAAUUCAUUUAAUAAACUGAUCAAGACUAAUUACAAUGCUUUCAUAUUUAUAGUAUCGGUGAACAAUACCAAUCAAUCCAAAAGCUUCAUAUUCAGACAAUGAACGAGAUGCAGAACAAGAUUGAGCAAAAGACAUUUUUAGAAAUGAAAUUAGUCGACCCAUUUGAUGACAUGGUAAGACACACUACACCAAUAAAAUGUAUAUUUAAAAUUAUUGUUACAGAACUUAUAUAAUUACUUAAUAAUCAUUACAUUUACAGAGCAAACGUUUCGAAUGCACCAUGAUUGUAACAAGAAUUGCUGACAAUAAGCCCUGGUUCUAUCAAGGAUGCACAAAAUGCAAUACAUCAACAAGAUAUGAAGGAAAAACAUACAUUUGUAAACAAGGCCACAUCUCCUCUCAGAUGGUCCACAGGUAAACUCUCUGUACAAUCAUUUUUAUACACAAAACUUCUUGUAUUUUAUCAAUGUCUAUAACCUAUACUCUAAAUAGGUAUAAAAUAUCUCUAUAUGCCACUGAUGGCACCUAUGAGCUAGAAUUCGUGCUCUUUGAUGAGAGAGCGACAUCACUUAUUGGGAAAACCGUAGAGAAAUUACUGAGACAAAGCAACAAAUCUGAAUUGCCGGAAGAGAUUAAAGCAAUUGUGGGUGAGAAAUUGACUGUUGUGACCAAGUUGUUUCCAGGAAAAAGUAUUAAAAAGAGAGGACCUAAUAAGGACAACAAAGAUCCAACAUUUGAUAUUCUUAGUAUCAAAAAGAGGCAUGGAAAAGACCUACUCCUUUCCGUGUUCAAAAAAGAAGAGCCUGUUGUUCUCCACAGCGCAAGCUCAUCUCAACUUCCAAAGCUACCACCCCUAGUACCAAUAGAGCCAAAGACACAAGAUAUACAGGUACUGCUUUCUAUCAAAACAUCUCAAUUAUAAAUCUUAAUCCGCAAAAAUAAAACUAACAUGUACAUUGCUAUGUAAGACCUCUGGUUCAGAAGCAGCAUCACCACAUGAAUUACAGCUUAUGGAGAUUGAUCAGACUAGGUUAGUGGGUCUACUUUUUAUAUCUUUCUUUUCAUAUCAUCCAGAAAAUAUACAAUGUUUUGUUAUAACAUCUUUUAAUCUGAUAUGUUACAGUUGCUUUGACAACCUCAGUGUAUCAUACAAGAGAAAUUUCAAUGCAAUUGAUGACUCCGACAAGGUAACUACUUUUCAACACAUCCGAUAAUACCCAUAUAGAUAUCAAUAUAUGUACUUAAUAUUUUUAAUUAACCUAUAUUGCUCCCUCUUUUAUAGGAAGAAACACAUGGUGCUGACCAACUUUCAGUCUUUGCAAAAAGACCAAAGAUGAAGAACAAUUAGUUACCUUCUACAUAGCUACUCUUUUGAGACGUUGCAUCUAUUGUUCAAUAGAAAUAGAUCGGUUGUGGUUCUACUUACGAGAACAACAAAAUUUGGCUUCUCGCAACCAAAACUCUUUUGCAGUAUGUAUAAACAUAUGACUGUUUGCAAGCAACGUAGCAGCAGUUCUGCUAAGCUCAUCUUUUGUAGUGACAUAUCUUUAAACAUGCUGCUUUUGAUCAAAAUAACACUCACUAUCAACUCUAUAUAAUCAUAUGAUAUUGUCUGAUAUUAGCAUUUUAUUUCUGUGGUUUUUAUU
Molecule: messenger RNA, 9017 nt
Organism: Zea mays
Lineage: Eukaryota; Viridiplantae; Streptophyta; Magnoliopsida; Poales; Poaceae
Exons: 2
Coding region: 566-790 (74 amino acids)
Source: RefSeq, a predicted model, not a curated record